Phragmites australis (common reed) is the source of this 691-nucleotide messenger RNA. RefSeq names its product histone H2B.5-like. The transcript has a single exon. Gene Ontology annotation, molecular function: DNA binding; structural constituent of chromatin; protein heterodimerization activity. Gene Ontology annotation, cellular component: nucleosome. Lineage: Eukaryota; Viridiplantae; Streptophyta; Magnoliopsida; Poales; Poaceae. The coding region runs from base 95 to 559 and encodes 154 amino acids. Gene Ontology annotation, biological process: nucleosome assembly. The record is from RefSeq and is a predicted model, not a curated record.
UCCUCUUUUAGUCACACAGCCUUCGCAGCUUCCCCGCUCUUCCCUUCCAAUCGAGAGAGAAACCCUCCAACCGAGACAACACCGAGCGGCAUCGAUGGCUCCCAAGGCCGAGAAGAAGCCGGCGGCGAAGAAGCCCGCGGAGGAGGAGCCCGCGGAGAAGGCGGCCGCGGCGGAGAAGGCUCCCGCGGGGAAGAAGCCCAAGGCGGAGAAGCGGCUCCCCGCCGGCAAGUCCUCCGCCGGCAAGGACGGCGACAAGAAGGGGAAGAAGAAGGCCAAGAAGAGCGUGGAGACCUACAAGAUCUACAUCUUCAAGGUGCUGAAGCAGGUGCACCCGGACAUCGGCAUCUCCUCCAAGGCCAUGUCCAUCAUGAACUCCUUCAUCAACGACAUCUUCGAGAAGCUCGCCGCGGAGGCCGCCAAGCUCGCCCGCUACAACAAGAAGCCUACCAUCACCUCCCGCGAGAUUCAGACCUCCGUGCGCCUUGUCCUCCCCGGAGAGCUCGCCAAGCACGCCGUUUCCGAGGGCACCAAGGCUGUCACUAAGUUCACCUCGUCCUAGGCCGUAGGCUCCUUUCCCCUCCCUGUAUUGGUAGUUUAUAGACCUGGCUGGUAUGGUGUAGUGAAGUCCUGUGGUGGCUUCUGACUAUGUCUGGUUCUUGUAUGAAAGUGUUAUGGUUGAUCUGGAACGCAA